Pogona vitticeps (central bearded dragon) is the source of this 3285-nucleotide messenger RNA. RefSeq names its product PR/SET domain 4 (gene PRDM4). Gene Ontology annotation, biological process: regulation of gene expression; transcription by RNA polymerase II. Gene Ontology annotation, cellular component: nucleus. NCBI's taxonomy places the organism in Eukaryota, Metazoa, Chordata, Lepidosauria, Squamata, Agamidae. Gene Ontology annotation, molecular function: histone methyltransferase binding; DNA-binding transcription factor activity, RNA polymerase II-specific. The record is from RefSeq and is a predicted model, not a curated record.
GAGGCCUCUGCCGACCAAUGCUCGCUUGCUGGGGGGCGGAAAGCAGCGGCUCCAGGCGGCGCGAGGGCGGAGGUUGGAGCGGAGAGACCAGAUGAGGAGGAGGAGGAGAAGAAGAAGAAGGAGAAGAAAACUGGUGCUGCCUCCGCCGGGCCCUUCAUCGUCCCGGCCUUGCCGGGCAGAUGCAUCCCAGGAUGAAUGAAUUAAGCCUGAGCCCCGUAGGGAUGGAACAGUUGACAGCAUCCUCUGUGAGCAAUGCUCUGAGUGUUACAGGAAACCACAUAGGCUUGACAUCUUCACCAACACACAAUGCCAUACCAGCACCAGGAUUACCUGUUGCAAUUCCUAAUCUGGGACCCUCCUUACCCUCUGCUCUGUCUCUGAUGCUUCCAAUGGGCAUUGGGGAUCGAGGGGUGAUGUGUGGCAUACCAGAAAGAAAUUAUACCCUACCUCCACCGCCUUAUCCUCACAUAGAGAGCAGCUAUUUCAGACACAUUCUACCUGGACUCUUAUCUUAUUUAGCUGAUAGACCUCCACCUCAGUAUGUCCACCACAACAAUAUAAACGUUGACAGUAAUCCAUCUUUGUCUGUCUCCAACAACCCUUCAGGCCUUGAUCCCUACCAGCCCAAUGGAACAGUGGGUCUUGAAGCAAGCAUUGUUUCCAUGGAUUCCCGCUCAGUGAAUGCACACAGUACCCAAAACUUGCACCCCAGUGACAGCCAUGAGGUAGCUCUAGAUACAGCCAUCACCAUGGAAAACGUUUCAAGGGUCCCCAGUCCAAUCUCUACUGAUAGGAUGGCCGAGGAACUUACAAUGGGUGAUGUACCUGGGGAUCAUUCACAGAUUGCAAAUGGCAGCCGUAAUCAUGAGCCUAUGACUGUGGAUGCUGUGGGCAGCAGUUUAGCCACAGACGCUGUAGGGCAUAAUGGCGUCAUCCCUCUUCACAGUAGCAGUUUGGAACUUCCAGUUGUAAUGGAGCCUGACCAUAUUUCCGGCCGUGUCAGUGGGUUAUCUGACAGAACACUUGGGGACUCUAUUCACACAGUGGCCAUGAGCAGCAAUUCUGUGAGUGUUGCACUUUCUACCUCACACAACCUCACAUCCCUGGAAUCUGUCUCAUUACAUGAAGUGGGCCUCAGUCUGGAGCCAGUCACUGUGUCCUCCAUAAGCCAGGAAGUAGCCAUGGGACAAAAUCACGUGGAUGUCUCCUCUGACAGUCUUACAUUUGUGCCAUCAUCACUGCAACUGGAAGACUCCAAUUCAAACAAGGAGAAUAUGGCCACCCUGUUUACCAUAUGGUGCACACUGUGUGACAAGGCCUACCCAUCAGAUUGCCCAGACCAUGGACCUGUGACCUUUAUUUCAGACACCCCAAUAGAGAGUCGAGCCAGGCUGUCUCUCCCAAAACAGCUUGUUAUCCGCCAGUCUAUCAUGGGAGCUGAAGUUGGUGUAUGGACUCGAGAAACCAUUCCUGUGCGUACUUGUUUUGGACCGCUUCUUGGACAACAGAGUCACUCUAUGGAAGUAGCUGAUUGGACAGACAAAUCAGCCAAUCACAUAUGGAAGAUGUACCACAACAAUGUCCUGGAGUUCUGCAUCAUCACAACUGAUGAAAAUGAAUGUAACUGGAUGAUGUUUGUACGGAAAGCCAGGAAUCGGGAAGAACAGAAUUUGGUUGCCUACCCUCAUGAUGGAAAGGUUUACUUCUGCACCUCCCGUGAUAUCCCUCCAGACCAUGAGCUGCUUUUUUACUAUAGUCGAGAUUAUGCCCAGCAGAUGGGUGUUCCUGAGCAUCCUGAUGUGCACACUUGUCACUGCGGAAAAGAAUGUGCUUCCUACACUGAGUUCAAGGUGCAUCUGAGUAGUCACAUCCAUAGCCACUUCUCCAGUCAGGGGCACAGCACCAGCCAUGGACCAGGCCACAGUAAGGAAAGAAAAUGGAAAUGUUCCAUGUGUCCUCAAGCUUUCAUCUCUCCUUCCAAGCUUCAUGUUCACUUCAUGGGGCACAUGGGGAUGAAGCCACACAAGUGUGAUUUCUGUAGCAAAGCCUUCAGUGACCCCAGUAAUCUCCGUACACACCUCAAAAUUCAUACAGGUCAGAAGAAUUAUCGCUGUGCUCUCUGUGAGAAGUCCUUCACUCAAAAGGCCCACCUAGAGUCACACAUGGUUAUUCAUACUGGGGAGAAAAACCUAAAAUGUGAUUACUGUGACAAACUCUUCAUGCGACGGCAAGAUCUUAAGCAGCAUGUCCUCACCCAUACACAAGAACGUCAGAUCAAGUGUCCCCAAUGUGAGAAACUCUUCUUGAGGACAAAUCACCUGAAGAAACAUUUAAAUUCUCAUGAAGGGAAGCGCGAUUAUGUCUGUGAAAAAUGUUCCAAAGCUUAUUUAACAAAAUACCACCUUACACGCCACCUAAAAAUCUGCAAAGGACCAACCUGCAGUCUCUCAACCCAGGAAGAGGAGGAUGAGGACGAGGACGAUUCUUCAGAGGAAGAAGAAUCAAUAAACCCUGUAAGGGCUGAAAACUGCAGACUUAAUGCUAGCAUGUACGUGACGGACAACACACAUUCUUGCCAUAAAUAAGAAAUGGAGUUCCCCAAAUAUAAAGUGAUUCAGUCUUGAAAACCAUGUUUAUCAAAAUAAGAUUUGUACAGUAAACCUCUGCUCCGCAGAUCAGGCCUUGGACCCUUAAGGAAAAUGACUUAUGUCUUCCUUUUCUUUCAGAGGGGCGUCCACAAAGCUUAAACCAAUGUAACUACCCACUUUGUUAAAAUUGUGCUAUUGGUGCUCUUGUUUGAUGUGUCGUGCAUGACUCCUAGAAUGAAACACAGAUACAGAUCUGCUCAGCCAAUGUUUUGGAACAGGAUCAGUUGUCCUCUUUUACAAUUAAUGGUACCUUAGAGAAUGCAAAUUGCAUUCAUCAUCACAGAAGUCCAAUGAUCUGAUUUUCCUCUAUAAAUUAUUUUGAAACUCAGUAGGAACUAGCUAAAGCCAGCAUUCAUUAUAUGCCAAUGGAUUAAUUGCUCACAUAUGCAGACAACUAUUUCCAGAUGACAAGACCGCAACAGCACAGUAUAGUAUCCAUGCUUGUGUUCAGAAUACAGGCUUUUAUCACGAAUCAGUUUUGCUACUUCGUGGUUACAACUAUGGUAUUAUCUAUACUGUAAUUUGCAACCAUUUUUUUCUGGGAGGUGGGAAUUUUGCUGCUAAUGUAUUUAUGGAAUGAAUAUAUCAUUUAAAAUCUGGUUCCUUAUGGGCAAAAUUAAAAUAUUGCUUUUUAACA